This is a messenger RNA of Alnus glutinosa, 2454 nucleotides long. Its product is annotated as protein ANTAGONIST OF LIKE HETEROCHROMATIN PROTEIN 1. NCBI's taxonomy places the organism in Eukaryota, Viridiplantae, Streptophyta, Magnoliopsida, Fagales, Betulaceae. The record is from RefSeq and is a predicted model, not a curated record. The transcript is spliced from 5 exons. Gene Ontology annotation, cellular component: ESC/E(Z) complex; PRC1 complex. Gene Ontology annotation, molecular function: chromatin binding. The coding region runs from base 604 to 1806 and encodes 400 amino acids.
CGGAGACGGCAACCCGAAUUGCGCACCCGCAGCACAGCCAUCUACCGCUCAUCGCCUCCAAUUUUUCAAACGACCUUUCCUCUCUGCUCAGCAGCUCAUCGUCUCCAUCUACGACGCAAGCGCCUCCCUCGGCCGGCGCCGCAGCAGUUUUUGUUUUUAUUUGAACUUUCACCAUAUACUCCCUCACGCACUCCAAUAAAACUCUCCAUUUCUCUCACACUCUCUCUCGUGCUCCCGCUCUCCAUUUUCGCACUUUGCAGACGGGUCUUGAAGGCCCGCGCCGAGGCUGACUGGACCGUCGAAGAGGACGGCUCCACCUAUCGCAAGAAAUAUAGUGCAUGCCCGCUUUUUCUUAUUGGCCAAAACUUUUCAGCCUUUUCUGUUCUACCAAUUUAUGGCUAAUUACUAAAAACUUUAAACCCUAAAAGACAAUGAACAAAGGGAGCUUUAAACCUUAACAAGUUUCAUUUUCCCUCAUUUUCUCGCCCUCCAAACACCUUCUGAAUCAACCAUCUUCUCCUUUCCUCACUCCACUUUCGGACAUACCACAUUGGUGCAGAAUUUUCCCACUGUCCAAAAGGUGGGCGAAUCUUCUUAUGCUCCAUGGCGCCUCACAAGAAAUCCAAGAAAAGCAAGAGGGAGCUGAAAAAAUUGAAGAAACCCAAAAGCAUAAGCAUUGUGGUUUCUGUAGAACCCAAAGCCAUUGAGUCUGACUGGUGGGACACUUUCUGGCACAAGAAUUCUUCAACCCCAGGUUGUUCAGUACCCAACGAUGAAGCAGAAGCUUUCAAGUAUUACUUCAGGGUUUCAAAGAAGACUUUCAGCUACAUCUGUUCUCUUGUAAGAGAAGAUCUUAUAUCGAGGCCACCAUCAGGGCUUAUCAACAUUGAGGGAAGGCUUCUUAGUGUUGAGAAACAGGUUGCAAUUGCCUUGAGAAGGUUGGCAUCUGGUGAGUCCCAGGUCUCAGUUGGAGCUGCAUUUGGGGUUGGCCAGUCUACAGUUUCUCAAGUAACUUGGAGAUUUAUCGAAGCACUGGAAGAACGUGCUAAGCAUCAUCUCAAGUGGCCUGAUUUCAAUAGAAUGGAGGAAAUAAAAUCCAAUUUUGAAGCAUCAUUUGGAUUGCUUAAUUGUUGUGGAGCCAUUGAUGCAACACACAUCAUCAUGACCCUGCCGGCUGUACAGACCUCAGAUGAUUGGUGUGACCGAGAAAAUAAUUACAGCAUGCUCUUGCAGGGAAUUGUUGACCAUGAAAUGAGAUUUCUUGAUAUUGUUACAGGCUGGCCCGGGGGCAUGACAGUUUCCAGGCUAUUGAAGUGCACUGGGUUUUUCAAACUCUGUGAGGCUGGAGAGUGUUUGAAUGGAAAUGCUAGAAGUUUACCUGGAGGAGAAGAGAUUGGCGAAUUUAUAGUUGGUGGGGUCAGCUACCCUCUUCUUCCAUGGCUCAUAACACCCUAUGAAAGUAACGGCCUCUCAGCUUUCAUGUCCACUUUCAAUGCAAUGCACGAGGCUGCAAGGUUGCUUGCAGUUAGGGCAUUCUCACAGGUAAAGGGUAGUUGGAGAAUCCUUUACAAGGUUAUGUGGAGACCUGAUAAGCAGAAAUUGCCAAGCAUUAUCUUGGUAUGUUGUUUACUACACAAUAUUAUGAUUGACUGUGGGGAUAAUUUACUUCAAGAUGUUGCUUUGUCUGGUCAUCAUGAUCCGGGAUAUGGAGAACUGUGUUGUAAGCAAGUUGAUCCAGUGGGGAGGACACAGAGAGACAACCUAGCCAAAUACCUCCAUGGCAAAGAAAAAGCUCCAUCAAAAUAACCCAUCUCUGUUCUGAUUUGUGGCCUUGAUUUAAGUUCGACCUCCAUAAUCAGGUUUCAUGUAAAGAUGGCAGUGAGGCAGCUGAACACGUCAUUGCAUGGGUUCCCGAAGUACAGAGCCCCUCGCGUGACUCCCCCGAUGAUGGUGACAAGUCGCCCUCUGUGCAUGCACGCCAGCCCUCAGCAGCCCCAUGGACAGCCCCCUCACACCUCUCAUAUGGCCACCACUCACGCGCCUCUUCCACCAGCCGCUUCUCCAUUUGUGGUUGUUCUUGAUGACCUGCUGGGGGGGACUGCAGGGACACUGAAAAAUAUGUUGGAGACUUCUUUUCUUGGAAUUGAUGUAUUUGCAAAUCCUCCACCGAGCUUGCCAAAGCUUCUGCUUGCAAAAGUGCUUCCUUUUUUUCAGAUCCUCCGAGCUUGUCGCGCUCUAUAAUGCAGGAUUUUUGGAUCAUGGGUGUGUUUUUAGAUAUGUAAAUGGGUUGAAUUAGGACCAGAUUGAUAAUUUGUGAAGGAUUACUAAGCUCUGUGAGAUCUUUGUGUUUGUUGAUGGUAUCUUUUGAUAUCUGUUUUCUAAUUGUUCCUCUUAAUAAAGUGAUAUAACUGCAACCAAGCUUGGAAUCGUUAUUUGUUACAAUAUUGCUGAUAA